GCUCCCACAAGUCAAAGCCUGUCCCAUCAUCUACUUUACCGCUGCAACUGAUACACAUGGAUCUGUGUGGACCUAUGAGAGUCCAAAGCAUCAACGGCCGCAAAUAUACACUGGUGAUCGUUGAUGACUUCUCUCGGUACACAUGGACAAAAUUUCUUCGUAAAAAGGACGAGGCAGCAGAAAUCAUUAUGACCUUUGUCAGAACGGUCCAGAAACUGCUGCAGCAAAGUGUUCGAAUCAUCAGAACUGACAACGGUACCGAGUUCAAGAAUCAAACUCUCACUGGAUUCUAUGAAUCUCUCGGUAUCACACAGCAAUUCGCAGCAG
Messenger RNA from Cuscuta europaea, 327 nucleotides. Lineage: Eukaryota; Viridiplantae; Streptophyta; Magnoliopsida; Solanales; Convolvulaceae. The record is from the annotation of a GenBank genome assembly.